AUGCAACUUGUACCGAAGGUUGAGUCUCUUGGGGCUAGCAUAAGUCUUAAAUGUGCAGUGGAGGAAGAGCUUCAGGCUCCCCAUGCGAAGAGAGGACCAUUCUUUGGCCCAGCAAAAGAUGUGAAGAUGGAGGCAUCUGCACCAAAGAAAGAUGUGAAAGGGAAAGGAAAAGAAUGGGAGGAAGAGUCAGGGCAUGCUAUCCUCUAG
This is a messenger RNA of Cantharellus anzutake, 207 nucleotides long. RefSeq lists its product as uncharacterized. The transcript is spliced from 2 exons. The record is from RefSeq and is a predicted model, not a curated record. Lineage: Eukaryota; Fungi; Basidiomycota; Agaricomycetes; Cantharellales; Hydnaceae. The coding region runs from base 1 to 207 and encodes 68 amino acids.